Messenger RNA from Lactuca sativa (garden lettuce), 1648 nucleotides. Its product is annotated as abscisic acid 8'-hydroxylase 1. Gene Ontology annotation, biological process: sterol metabolic process; multicellular organism development; brassinosteroid biosynthetic process. Gene Ontology annotation, molecular function: heme binding; monooxygenase activity; oxidoreductase activity, acting on paired donors, with incorporation or reduction of molecular oxygen. The record is from RefSeq and is a predicted model, not a curated record. NCBI's taxonomy places the organism in Eukaryota, Viridiplantae, Streptophyta, Magnoliopsida, Asterales, Asteraceae.
AACAUUUGUUUUUAUGUACUUACUCUUUCUAAAUCUUACUAUCAUUGUGUUAUUCUGAAGAAGAUGAUGAUUUUGCAAGUGGAGGAGGUUUACUUACUCUUAAAGAACAACUACGACAUAAUCUUUGCUGUUCUGCUUUCUGGAUUGGUCACAAGUUUUGUCACCAAGAAACUAAGGAAGUCAACGGAAGCCAUCCCUGGACGCCUUGGUCUUCCACUGGUUGGCGAAACAUUUUCCUUUCUUUCGGCUAUUAAUAGUACCAAAGGCUGCUAUGAUUUUGUUCGUCUUCGUAGACUUCGGUAUGGGAAAUGGUUCAAGACAAGACUGUUUGGGAAAGUCCAUGUAUUUGUUCCAAGUGUUGUGGGAGCAAAAACAAUUUUGACAAACGACUUUCAGUUGUUUAACAAAGGCUACAUUAAAUCAAUGGCGGAUGCCGUUGGAAAGAAAAGCUUACUUUCUGUUCCAGUCGAUAGUCAUAAAAGAAUCAGACGCCUUCUUUCUACUCCUUUCUCCAUGGAUUCCUUGUCUGUAUUUGUUAAGAAGUUCGAUGAGUUGCUUUCCACAAGAUUCAAGAAGUUGGCUGAAAAUGGCAAAAGCUUUGUAGUUCUUGAUUUCAGCAUGAAGAUAGCAUUCGAUGCAAUGUGUGGCAUGCUGAUGAGUGUCACAGACGAAUCUUUGCUGGAAAAAAUCGAAAGAGACUGCACAGCCAUUUCUAACGCCAUGCUUUCAUUUCCAGUCAUGAUUCCUGGUACUAGAUAUUACAAAGGCAUGAAGGCACGUGAAAGGCUCAUGAAACUUUUUGAAGAAAUGAUUAGCAGCAGACGUAGUAGCAAAGAGCCUCAUGAAGACUUCUUGCAAUCCAUGUUAGAAAGAGAUUCGUUUCCUGAUGAUGAUGAAAAGCUUGAUGAUUCAGAGAUUAUGGAUAACAUGUUAACAUUGAUAAUAGCUGGACAAACCACCACAGCAGCUGCAAUGAUGUGGAGCGUAAAGUUCUUAGAUGAGAACAAAGAUGUCCAAAAUAUGUUAAGAGAAGAACAGUUGAUUAUACUAAGGAAUAAACCAAAAGGAGCUUUACUUUCUCAAGAGGAUCUUAACAAGAUGUCUUACUGCUCAAAGGUUGUGAAAGAGACGUUGAGAAUGUCGAAUGUGUUGCUUUGGUUUCCUCGUGUUGCGCUUGAUGAUUGCAAAAUUCAGGAUUUUGAGAUAAAGAAAGGAUGGCAUGUCAAUAUUGACGCUACUCACAUACAUUAUGAUCCGGCUUUGUAUAAGGAUCCAUUGAAGUUCAAUCCAUCAAGAUUUGAUGAAAUACCGAAGCCAUAUAGCUAUAUACCUUUUGGAUCAGGGCCAAGGACAUGCUUGGGGAUCAACAUGGCAAAAGUGACAAUGCUAGUAUUCUUGCACAGGCUAACAAGUGGAUACAAGUGGACUGUGGAUGAUCAAGAUCUUAGCCUAGAAAAGAAAUCACACAUUCCUAGAUUGAAGAGCGGAGUUCCGAUUACAUUAACUGUGUUAAAAGAUGAGAGCUGAAAAAUCGUGAUGUUGAAGGUCACUGUAGCACCUCACGUGUGGUGGGUUAUAAGAAAUUUAUUUGCGUGUUGUAUCCUUUUUGAUUAGUUAUAUCCCGUUCUAUAAAAUGAAAGUAUAUAGA